UGGCUAAAACUUCCUUAGGUCAUCUUGGUUAUAUUUAUAGGGGAAAGAAUUUUCUUACUUGGGACAUAACAUCCAAAACAACAAUGAGUACAUUUAACAUCCUGCUUCCUAUUGUGGCACUGCUGCUUGCUUUUGGAUUAACCGUUGCUAUCCCAGAUGAGAAAGGGCUGAUCAUUAAUUUGGACACUGGUGAGCUUUGUCUACAAAGUUUGCAAUGCAAGAGUGGCUGCUGCUACAGGGAUAGUGGGUUGAGUUUGGCACGUUGUGCCCCCAAAGCAGCGGAGACCCAGAAAUGUUCCCCACUGCACAUAUAUGGGAUAUAUUAUUUCUGUCCUUGUGAGAGUGGAUUGACCUGUGAAGUGGACAGAUCCAUUGUGGGGACUAUUACCAACACAGACUAUGGAUACUGUAAGGAUCCAAUGGACACUAAAAAAUAAUGCCCUGCCUUUUUGAAUAACAUUUGUCAACAUACACUCUAUCAGUUAAUAUAGUGUAAACAACAAAUCUACAAAUUACAGAGACUGUCACUGGAACAAUCUUUGUUUCAAUUCUAGUCAAGCUGUAAUAUUCUUUCUUGGUAAAAAAAUAAUAAAAUUUGGUUUUCAAAAUGU
This is a messenger RNA of Xenopus laevis (African clawed frog), 611 nucleotides long. RefSeq names its product colipase-like (gene clps.S). Bases 84 to 437 code for a protein of 117 amino acids. The transcript is spliced from 3 exons. Lineage: Eukaryota; Metazoa; Chordata; Amphibia; Anura; Pipidae. The record is from RefSeq and is a predicted model, not a curated record.